Molecule: messenger RNA, 735 nt
Organism: Enterobius vermicularis (human pinworm)
Lineage: Eukaryota; Metazoa; Nematoda; Chromadorea; Rhabditida; Oxyuridae
Source: the annotation of a GenBank genome assembly
GAAAUAUCUAUCUUUGUGAAAGACUUACCUAAAGAGGCAUCAAACCUUCGGAUGGCUUUAAUUUCGGAUCUUCACGCAGGGGCGUGUGUGGGUAGAGAGGAGAUCGCUGAGGUAGUUGAUGUAGUGAAUUCUCAAAAUGUUGACGCCGUUUUCCUUGUAGGGGAUGCUGUAGAUGGAGAGAGAAAUGAAACUUAUGAUCGUCUGGGACCUCUCCAGUUUUUGAAUUCGAAUCUUGGAACUUUUUAUGUCUCUGGGAACCACGAAUAUUACUAUGGAAAUGCAAUGGAGUGGUUCAGGCAGUUUCGAGAUUAUGGGAUUAAUGUUCUUGAUAACCAGUGUGUCAAUUUGAGCGGCGUUUGUUUGGCUGGCGUUAACGAUUAUUCCAGUGGUCGCAGCGGCAUUGAAGGUCAUAAGUUUGAUCCAGAAGCAGCUCUUCGCGAUUGUGAUCCAACUAAACCAAUUAUUGUCCUUUCGCACAAUCCAGCAUCUGCUACUCAAAUAAUUCGCAGCUCAAAAAAGAGAAGAGUCGAUUUGAUUCUUUCCGGUCAUACACACGCAGGACAGUUCUAUACUAUGGUCCCCUUAGUUUAUUUUAUUUUACCAUAUUUUCAUGGAAAGUAUAUUUUUGAUGAAGGAACACAGCUGUUCGUUUCAGCAGGAACGUUAUAUCAAGGCGCUCCCAUGAAAAUGAUUGGGUUUACAGAAUUGUGGAUUAUAACCUUGAAGGCGUCUUAA